AUGACUGACCUUCCAGAGUCGCCUCGUCGGCGUCCUCUCAGUGCCCAGCCCUUUUCGAGUCUCCAAUAUCCCACCUUGCCUCCAGCAACCGCCUCGGUGGAGGAGUGGUUGUCUCACUCCCGACCCACCAACAUGACGUCAGAUCGACUAUCCGACGAUGGCCCCAAAUCGUUGACGGACAGCUGGGCCACACUGAGUGUGUCCGAUAUCCACUCCGAAGAUGGAAGUCACUCAGAGCAGACCGAUGUAGGCUCCUUGAUCGAUCAGGCGAGCCCGGACGAUGUUGCGAGUCUCGACGAACGCUACAGCAGCAGCGAGGCAAGCCAGGAUGAAGACAACCAAGAUGACGAUGGAAUCGACAACGACGAGGUGCAGUGCACCGAGUCAGUCUCCCAGGAGCUGCCUCCUCUCUUUGCAUCCAGGGGAAGUGCGAUCGACGACAGCACGACCACCACAAAGCCCUCCUUCCCACAGACCAGUGAUUCGAUCGAGUUUGUGGAGCCCGAGAUGUGGCCGGAGAUCGAGAGGGUGGAGCUGAAGCAUACCAUCCGCAUAUUCGAAGGGGCAGCAGCUUCCGAGCUCAAAAGCCGACUGCCCUACAACCCAACCGACUCCAUUCUCAUGGCCACAGUUCAACAGACCAUGACCAAACAGAGUCUCGAUCUAGACAAGCCCUUCCGCGUGCUAUAUGUCGGAAACCCUGGGUUCCGGAACAUCAUCCUCGACAAGAUCGGGGAUGUCUUAGUAUCGAGCUCCGGCGCUGGCUCCGAGGCGAGCUCCGCAGAAUCCUCCCGCUACCACGUUGUACCAACCUCGUUCGGCGCUGGCGCCGUUCCCACCUUCGCGGAGCUCCUGCCGAUCCAUGUCCAGCUUGUGGUGGAUGAGUGCGUGGAGGCCACCGCCGAUCCACAUGCAGACCGUCCUAAUACCCUCAACCUACGGUUCAAGAACCGCCCUCCUUGCACUUCGGCUUGGAACGGGAUUGACUACCGGGUCUCCUCCAUAUCUGACUGGACUUUACCUGAUGUGGCCAUUAUCUUCAUUUCUAACAGUGAUGAUAAGACUGCUUUGAAGACCCAGCGUCUCGCUCAUGCUUUCCUAGAGCGUCAUGGAAUUCCGGCUAUGGUGGUUUCCGAAGAGCCACUGUGGAACAUGGCUGGAGAGGUAAUCCCUCUCAACCAUAACAGUCUGCACACCUGCCUGGAAUCCCGGCAUCCACUUUCCGGGGAGACUGCUGUUCUGCGACGGUAUCCCAUCGACUUGAAGACAUUUGAGAGCAUCACUGCUGGCCAGCUGAAUCGGAAUCUCGCCUCACUCGUCAGCUUGUAUCCCAGGAAGACACACAAAGUCACUGCUCACACCUCCAAGCCACCCCAGCGGCAUAUCUUUGCUGAUCUCGAGAAGUACCCUGCUAACUGGCUUCCGCCUUCUUAUGCCUCCAAGGCCAGAGAACUGGCCCCCAUGCUGCGUCUGGCUACUCUGGCUCUCAUUUCCAUCAUUGCUAUGUCUAUUGGAUAUACGGCCGUGAAGGUUUUGGUCGCCUUCCUAGGACAGUUCAUUGUUGGCACAUCUCUUACCAGCGCAUCCAUCCCAGUCGCUUCUCAACUCUCCACCGCUUCCAUAUCAGCCCUGAAUCGAGCAAAUCAAACUCCUAUCGUGCAAUUCCCGUCGUCAUCGGUGCGACUCUUGCACGUCCCCUCCAUGGAUAGCUCUAUUUCCGCAGAUGUCAGGUUGUCGACUAUCUCAUCGCCUCAAACAAAGACUGAUCAAUUUGAGUUCCAAGUCAUUGGGGACUACCAUGUUGUCAUCAAGCCUCCCCAGAAGUUUGCAUCGUCCAAAAAAGCCCCCAACUUCAAUAUCAGCGUUCAGAGACAGGAUAAGUAUCUUCCCUAUGAGCUUUCAGCGCUAUUUGAGGGCGUUUAUACGUUGAAGUUGAAUCGGGAGGAUGCAUAUGGCCUGGUCAACUUGACCGUCACGCCCAAGUCCAAACGUCCAGUCAAUCAGACCAUCCACCUCGAUUUUGGAACACCUUGGCUGAAGAUCUCGAACUGGAAGCGCGCUGCUCGAGAGAUAUCAGCAAACAUCGCCAAAGACCUGCACACAGCUCAAACCGGCUUGAUAGAGGUUUAUGGCCGGUUUUCUACCGACUUGGCAGUGAUCAUGGGCGAUGUCGUGAAGAAGGCCCAUUUCUUGCGUCGGGAUGCGGAAACUCUACAACACGAAAGCCUGCAUGCGCGCGAUAUCGUCCUGUCCCGCUCCAAGGAAAUGUCCGAGGCCCUGGCCCGUAAUGCCCGCCAAGGCCUCCAGGUCGUCUCCUCUGCGCUACAGAUGCAUACGACCAGUCUCAACAAGGAAGCUCAAGUAUUCCUGCAUGAUACCUGGAGCCGACUCGAGAGCUCAACUCCCAAGCUGGAUCUUCACGGCAUGAUGGACCGGAUGCGCAAUGCCCGCAAGUGCGAGGCCUUGGGCCGGGCUCAAUCUAAUGCGAAAGACAUCAUGAAGAAGAUAUGGCUACCUCAGUCCGACGACUGA
Messenger RNA from Penicillium olsonii, 2532 nucleotides. The record is from the annotation of a GenBank genome assembly. NCBI's taxonomy places the organism in Eukaryota, Fungi, Ascomycota, Eurotiomycetes, Eurotiales, Aspergillaceae.